GGAAAGGGAAUAUAGUGAAAAUAAAUCCCCAUAGAAAUAAAUCAAACUGAAGCCCUAUACAAUACUCCGCACCCUUUUCCUCACAAAUCACAAGUUCUACACUCUCUACUAUUCCAAUGGAGGACGACGAAUUCACAAAAUCACCACUCUCUUUCAAACAAAAACUCAAAAACUCUCUCUGUUUCUCGUGCUGUUUCCCCCACCACCACCGUAAUAACACCACUACCCCCACCACCAAACUCUACUCCCUCGACUACCGUCCGCCUCCUCCGCCCUCCUCCGAUGAAAACCCGUCGCUAAUUUGGAUCAAGAACGACUUCCCUGAUAUCAAAGACAAGUGCCGUACAAUCUUCAAUUUCAUCGGUAAUGGUAACGGGAACCGACACAAACGGCACUCUUCCGCUGAGUUCCGUUACGACCCGUUAAGUUACGCGUUGAAUUUUGAAGAUGGGUAUGAGGAUGAUGAAGCCCCUUUGAGGAAUUUCUCUUCUAGACUCCCUCCGCCGCCGCCUUCUCCGCCGUUGCCGUCGGUGAAGGCUUUGUCUCUCACGGCGGCGAGCGUGUGAGUAAUGGUGGUGGUUACUGGUGAGAGUUUUUUUUUUUGUUUGGGAAGUAUUUUAGCUCUAUAUUUUCUUUUUCUUUUUUUUUUUAUAUUUCUGGAAAUAUAUAUUAUAAUAGGGAUAAAAUUACAGUUUCUGAGCUUUGGUAA
Molecule: messenger RNA, 709 nt
Organism: Nicotiana tabacum (common tobacco)
Lineage: Eukaryota; Viridiplantae; Streptophyta; Magnoliopsida; Solanales; Solanaceae
Source: RefSeq, a predicted model, not a curated record